AAUUAAUUAAUUAAUUAAUAAACGGUGUUCUACUUUCAGUCCACACUCUCACUCACUCAAACUAAACCAAACUCAAACUUAACUCCUUCCUUCAACCACUGCUUUCCUUUUCCACUUCCACGCUUUCUCUAUCUUCAUUGCCAUGGGAUUGCAAAACCCUAACUAACACUUAACACCUACACGCACUUCUACAUUGCUGUUACUUCACGCGCCAGAUCUACCACCUACCGUUUCAAACAAUGCGCCACUAACUUCUUCGCAAAAUGUCCCAUUCUGAUAACAGUAACCUCCACCGCCAUGGUUCCUGGCCACCGGCGACUGAUGCUAAGCCUAUACCACCUUCUUCUUGGGCUAAAAAAACCGGUUUCAAGCCUAAAUUCUCCGGUGAGACUAAUGCCACUGACUCUGGCCAGAUAAACCGUCUAUCUCCUAAGCCUACAGAAUCCGAACGGCAAUUGGAUCUCGAAGCAGGUCGUGUUCGUCCACCGGUAAACGGCGUCGUGCAUAACAACAAUGUUACUGUUUCCGUUCCGGCGGCACCGGCUACUGCUCCGGUUCCGGUUGCUAAGGAUCAAGUGGCGAAAAAGCGGAGGGAUUCUGACGGUGUUCCGAGUACUAACGGUCAGGCGAAUCCGGCACCGGUGACGGAGCAGCCGCGGAGAACGGCGAGGUUUGAGGAAGUGCUUGAUGGUUUGGUUGUGAAUGACGAAGAAUUUGCAUCCAGGCACGCUCAUAUGAAGUAUGAGCUUAGAGAUUUUCCUGGUUUAGUUCCAAUUGGUGUGUAUGGUAUUCAGCAUUACGUUUCAAUGUUAGGUUCGUUGGUUCUCAUUCCACUUGUCAUUGUUCCUGCUAUGGGAGGUUCUCAUGAGGAAACUUCUUUGGUGGUAUCGACGGUGCUCUUUGUUUCGGGAUUGACUACUCUAUUGCAUAUUAGUUUUGGGUCUAGGUUGCCCUUGAUACAAGGACCUUCAUUAGUUUACUUGGCGCCGGUUCUGGCUAUAAUAAACUCCCCAGAGUUACAAGGAUUAAAUGGAAAUAAAUUCAAGCAUAUAAUGAAGGAGCUUCAGGGAGCUAUAAUUAUUGGAUCUGCUUUUCAAUCUUUACUUGGAUAUACUGGACUUAUGUCUCUCUUAGUAAGGUUGAUCAAUCCUGUUGUUGUAUCCCCAACUAUUGCUGCAGUUGGACUUUCAUUUUUCAGUUAUGGAUUCCCAUUAGUUGGUACAUGUCUUGAGAUUGGUGCAGUACAGAUAUUGGUGGUUAUUAUUUUUUCUCUUUAUCUUCGUAAGAUAUCUGUUCUUGGACAUCGCAUAUUUCUAAUAUAUGCAGUUCCUCUCGGUCUAGCAAUUACAUGGGCAUUUGCUUUCUUGCUUACCGAAGCAGGGUUUUACAGCUACAAAGGGUGUGAUGUGAAUAUACCUGCAUCAAAUAUGGUUUCAGAGCAUUGCAGAAAGCAUUUUUCUAGGAUGAAGCAUUGUCGGGUUGAUACUUCUCAGGCAUUGAAAUCCUCUCCAUGGUUUAGAUUUCCCUAUCCAUUACAAUGGGGUACUCCUGUCUUUCACUGGAAAUUGGCUCUUGUAAUGUGUGUGGUUUCCUUAAUCUCAUCUGUGGAUUCGGUUGGCUCAUACCAUGCAUCUUCUUUAUUGGUAGCAUCGAGACCUCCAACUCCUGGAGUUGUUAGUCGAGGAAUUGGUUUGGAAGGUCUCUCUAGUGUCUUGGCUGGGCUCUGGGGAACUGGAACUGGUUCUACAACUUUAACUGAAAAUGUUCACACAAUUGCGGUGACUAAAAUGGGAAGCCGGCGGGCUGUUCAACUGGGUGCAUGCUUUCUGAUAGUGUUGUCUCUUAUAGGUAAGGUUGGAGGGUUCAUUGCUUCAAUUCCUGAAGUUAUGGUUGCUGGCCUCCUUUGCUUUAUGUGGGCAAUGCUCACAGCAUGGGGCUUGUCAAAUCUACGCUACAGUGAGGCUGGAAGCUCUCGCAAUAUCAUCAUAGUUGGGUUAUCAUUGUUUUUCUCUCUUUCUGUACCUGCAUACUUUCAACAAUAUGGCAUCUCUCCGAAUUCCAACCUGUCUGUGCCAAGUUAUUUUCAGCCCUACAUUGUUUCUUCUCAUGGGCCUUUCCGCAGCGAAUAUGGAGGGUUGAACUAUGUCUUGAACACACUUUGUUCACUACACAUGGUGAUAGCGUUUCUCGUUGCUGUUAUCCUGGAUAAUACUGUACCUGGAAGUCAGCAGGAGCGAGGGGUAUACGUCUGGUCCGAACCUGAGGUUGCAAGAAGGGAACCUGCUGUUGCUAAGGAUUAUGAGUUGCCAUGGAGAGUUGGUCGGAUUUUCAGGUGGGUGAAAUGGGUUGGUCUGUGAAAGAAUGGGGUUAUGAUGGUUUACAUUUUUCACUUAUAUUAAAUGUUCAUGGGACACCAAGUAAUUCACAUGCCUCGGGCUCAAUGAUGGAUAGUAAUAGGUCAUGUUACAUAGUAAAUUUUUAUACAUUUUGGGGGAAGGUGGGAGAUUCGUAGGGGUCUAUUUGUGUUGUAAUUUAUUUGAUUAGAUUAGAUUAUCCAUGUAUCUAAUAGUUCUGAUUCAUUCAAAAUCUCCCAGGCGGAUUUUCUCUCUCGCAAUCUUGCUUUAUAAAGCGAGGUUUGACAAAUCAUUUUUAUGUAUAUAUACACACUCAUUUCUUUUUUACCAUUUUUAUCGAUCUUCAUCGUAACUCUGAUAUGUUUAUCAUA
Molecule: messenger RNA, 2725 nt
Organism: Cicer arietinum (chickpea)
Lineage: Eukaryota; Viridiplantae; Streptophyta; Magnoliopsida; Fabales; Fabaceae
Product: nucleobase-ascorbate transporter 12
Biological process (GO): transmembrane transport
Cellular component (GO): membrane
Molecular function (GO): transmembrane transporter activity
Source: RefSeq, a predicted model, not a curated record